Engraulis encrasicolus (European anchovy) is the source of this 6592-nucleotide messenger RNA. RefSeq names its product xylosyltransferase I (gene xylt1). The coding region runs from base 81 to 3083 and encodes 1000 amino acids. The record is from RefSeq and is a predicted model, not a curated record. NCBI's taxonomy places the organism in Eukaryota, Metazoa, Chordata, Actinopteri, Clupeiformes, Engraulidae. Gene Ontology annotation, cellular component: membrane. Gene Ontology annotation, molecular function: protein xylosyltransferase activity. Gene Ontology annotation, biological process: chondroitin sulfate proteoglycan biosynthetic process; heparan sulfate proteoglycan biosynthetic process. The transcript is spliced from 11 exons.
CCACGCUUCCUCCCCAGUCGCUCAGCCACAAAGGCUACUGUCGGUAUUCGGCAGCGGCACCUCGCUGCUUCAGGGUGAAGAUGGUAGGCAGCCUGUGUGCCCGUAAGUUGGCCCGGCGAUCACGGUCUGCCAUAAUAGCGGCACUCACCGUGCUCCUGAUCCAGACACUAAUUGUAUGGAACUUCAGUAGCCUGGACACGGGCGAAGACAGGGAGGAUGGUGGCAACGGCAGGGAGAAGCGAGACCGAAUCGGUAUCAACAAAGCCUACAGCGAGUACCCGAAAAGCGGCUUCCAGAGGAGACAACACCAGCCACCUCUGGGGAAGGCGGCCGUUCGGCAUAAGCAGCAACCGGACGGCUACCACUCCCACCGGCCGAAAGAGAAAGUCCGCGUGGACAGCAACAACGAGAACUCGGUGCCCAAGGACUUUGAGACCAUCGACAACAGCAACUUCGGGGCCCAGCGAGGCGGCGGUGGUGCGGGGGCCCAGCUGACUCAGAGCCAGAGGCACGCAGCAGCAGCAGCAGCAGGGGGGGCUGGCGCCGCCGCAGGGGGGGCCAUCGGAGCCGGCGUCGGCAGCAGCAAACGCAAGCAGCUGAUGCUGGAGAAGGUGCACGCGCAGCAGAACAUGAACUUGGCUAAAGGCUCCAACGAGGUCAUCCAGUACGGACAGAAGUACGGGGCCGGGGUCGCCGGUCGGAACCACUCCUCCGUGGUCAACGACCACGCUGGCGGCGCUACGGGCCAUCGGACCCCCAGACCGGGCCAGCUGGGCCACACGGCCGCCCAGCCCCACAGGCACCACCGGCCCCAGGCCCAGCAGCAGCAGCAGCAGCAGGCCCGGCGCUCGGGGACGGGCACGGGCACCGGCACGGUGGCGCCCCCUCUGGCGGGCGAGCUGCGUUACGAGCAGCCGCCCAAGUGUGAGAUCAGCGGGAAGGAGGCCAUCUCGGCGCUGUCCCGGGCCAAGACCAAGGAGUGCAGACAGCAGAUCGCGGAGGUCUACUGCAGACACAAGGAGGGCCAGCUCAUGCCAGACAAGGUCACCAGAUACUGCCCCAUAGAGGGCAAGGCCAAUGUGAAUGUGCAGUGGGAUGAGGACUCGGUGGAGGCUGCCCCGGCGGUGCCCGUGCGGAUCGCCUUCAUGCUGGUGGUGCACGGCAGAGCGGUGCGGCAGGUGCAGCGCCUAUUCAAGGCCAUAUACCACACCUCACACUUCUACUACAUACACGUGGACCAGCGCUCCAACUACCUGCAUCGUGAGAUGCUGACCCUGGCGUCUAAGUACUCGAACGUGCGCGUGACGCCCUGGCGUAUGUCCACCAUAUGGGGCGGGGCCAGUCUGCUGAGCAUGUACCUGCGUGCCAUGACGGACCUGCUGGCCAUGAAGGAUUGGGCAUGGGACUUCUUCAUCAACCUCAGUGCAGCCGACUACCCCAUCAGGACCAAUGAUCAGCUGGUUGGCUUCUUGUCAAAGUACAGAGACAUGAACUUCAUCAAGUCCCAUGGAAGAGACAAUGCACGCUUCAUCAGGAAGCAGGGCCUGGACAGGCUGUUCUUCGAGUGCGACACACACAUGUGGCGCCUUGGCGACCGCAAGAUUCCAGAAGGCAUCUCAGUGGACGGGGGCUCUGAUUGGUUCCUGAUGAACCGCAUCUUCGUCGACUACGUCAUCAACUCCAAGGACGACCUCGUCACCAACAUGAAGCGCUUCUACGCAUACACACUGCUGCCCGCAGAGUCGUUCUUCCACACGGUGCUGGAGAACAGUCCCCACUGUGAGAGCAUGGUGGACAACAACCUGCGCAUCACCAACUGGAACCGUAAGCUGGGCUGCAAAUGCCAGUACAAGCACAUAGUGGACUGGUGUGGCUGCUCCCCCAACGACUUCAAGCCUGCAGACCUGCCACGCUUCCAGCAAACCACACGGCCUACCUUCUUCGCCCGCAAGUUCGAGGCCAGCGUCAAUCAGGAGAUCGUCAACCAAUUGGACGCCUUCCUGUUCGGCGGCAUGCCCCAGGGCACGCCGGGGCUGCGAGCCUAUUGGGAGAACAUCUACGACGAGCAGGACAGCAUCCGCAGCCUGACGGACACCCAGCUGACCCACUACCACGCCUUCACGCGCAUGGGCCUGGCCCGCGCAGCCUCCUCACUGCAGGGGCACCCCACGGACAACAGCUGCAGGUUCCUAGCCAUGGGCAACCCGGUGUCGGUGCACCUGUACUUCCUGUCGGACGAGUUCCAGGGUUACCUGGUGCGUCACCACGCCACCAACCUGGCAACCAGCAAACUGGAGACCCUGGAGACCUGGGUCAUGCCACGCAAGUUCUUCAAGUUCUCCAACCCGCCCAACACCUUCACCCGGCUGCAGCACGCAGAGAUCGGCACGGACUGGGACGCCAAGGAGCGGCUGUUCCGUAACUUCGGCAACCUGAUGGGCCCCGGGGACGAGCCGGUGGGCAUGCAGCGCUGGGGCAAGGGCCCCAACGUCACGGCCACCGUGGUCUGGGUGGACCCCACCAACGUCAUCGCCGCCACCUACGACAUCCUGGUGGACGCGGGGUCGGAGUUCACGCACUACCGGCCGCCGCUCAACUCGCCGCUGCGGCCCGGCAUGUGGACGCUGCGCGUGCUGCACCACUGGAACCCCGUGGCCGAGACCAAGUUCCUCAUCACGCCGCUUACGCAUCACAGGCACCAGCCCAUACGCAAGGAUGACGCCCAGAGGCAGCACAACGGGCCGGCCAAGAACAGCUACAUGGAGCAGAGCUUCCACGGUCUGAACCCUAUCCUCAACAUCCCGGUGCACCUGGCGUCGGUGGAGGCGGCGCAGCACCACGCAGGGCUCACGGGGCCGGAGCUGGAGCGCUGGGUGGACGGCCUGGUCUCCGAGGUCUGGUCCGCUGUGGACAUCUGCAGCGCCGGAGCGCCUUCAUCAUUGCAGUCAUCACAGUCUUCAUCAUCAUCAUCAUCGAGUGGGUGUCCUGUGCUCCAGGCCUGCAGAGAUACGCCCUGGAGCUCUCUGAGUCCCGACCCCAAGUCUGGUCUGAGGCCGCCGGGGAGCAAUGGACGCAUCAGGUAGCAGCUCUGUUCGGGGCUGCUGGGGUUUGGCGCUUAGCCCGGUGAUUGACCGACCGACCGAACGAACUGGUGACGGAUGGGAACUAGCAAGGAUGAUGAUGAUGGUGUCUAGCCAGAAGUCCUACUGGCCGGACAAGCAGGACAAGGCGAGGCAAGACAGGAUGAGAUGAGAAGAAAUGAGAUGAGAUGAGAUGAGAUGACAACGGGACGAGAUGAGAUGGGAUGAGUUGGGAAUGUGAUCGGGGGGGGCUCUGCUUCCUUACUGCUACAGCUACUGCUGCUGCUGCUGCUGCUGCUGCUUCUGCUGACAGUGUUUGUGGUUUGGCAGCGGAUUGCCGGUGGCUUCCACACGGAACUCCUCUCUUCUGGCGUGUUUCAUUAUUUUAUUACUAUUGUUAUUAUUAUUAUUAUUAUUUGUUCAUUUGUUUUGUUUUGGUUUUGUGUUGUUUCGUUCUAAUUUAUUUGACUGUUCCUUCUUGACCAUUGCUUGUGCUGGAUUAAUGCACAGUGCAUAGCCCCACCCCCCUACCCCCCCUUUAUUUUCCCCAAUCCCUCUCUCUGUCUCUCUCUCUCUCUCUCGUAUGGUAUUAAUGCUAAAGACUCUAUGAGAGGGGCAUAAAGAAAAGAAAAGAAAAUACAGAACACACGCACACGCGCACGCAGACACACACACACACACACACACACACACACACACACACACACACACACACACACACACACACACACACACACACACACACACACACACACACACACACACACACACACACACACACACACAAAUACAGCAGCCAAUGUUUCUGUGCUAUUAUUGCUGUAUGUCCAUGAGCUAAGUGCAUUCUGCUUUAGGCAGGUUGAAAAGAGUGCUGUUCUUUUUUUAGUUUAACUUACAAAAAAAAUCCCUUUGUAAUUCCUAUCUCUUUUAUAAUUUAUUGUCAUUUGAUUACUGAAGAAACUGUGAUUUGCUGUUCUAGUCUAGAGCUGACUGAGGUACGUUCUGGAAGGGUAAAACACAUAAAGAGAGAGAGAGAGAGUCUAUGAGUAUAACUUUAAUAAGCACAGGAAAGGAAAGAAAAAAAGGUGGAAAAAAGUUUCCAUUACUGGCAAAUGUGACCAAAAUGAUGAGAUUUCCUGCAUCAGAGAAGCCUGUACUUAUGUUAGGCAGGAGCACAUGGCAGCCUACUCCUGACAGAGAGCAUCCAGAUGCAAAUUACAGUUUAGCACGUGUUGCUAAAUCAUUGCUAAACCGAUGCUUUGCUACUCCUGCUGUUGCCAUGGUGUCUUGUCGAUAUGGCCUCUCCAUCGAGCUCAGCUACAACAACGACUCACCGUGCGAACAGACUGCCGGCAUUAAUCGUGGAAAGCGGUGGAAGUAAUUGACUUUGUAUGGAAGAGCAAGCGGCAGAAGCGUCAAAAGCUGCAAAAGCAUUUCUAGCGCCAAGGCCAUCAAAAGUGGCAGAAGUGAAGUUGAACUUCAGCAAAAAAUAUGUAAUGAGGUUGAAUGGUUUGCCGCCUUCAUUGGCCCUGAUCUAUGCUUUCAAGGCGGGACUCUGCUGCGUUUUAGCUCUUACAACGCCGGCUGUCUGUCUGCACGGUUAGUAUUAGGCUUUGGGAUAUUGUCAUGCUAAUAGUCUACUUUUGGCUCAUUUCGACGAAGCAGCUCAUAUCGGCAGAAUACCAGGUGUGCGCUUCUCAUUAGCGCCGUUGCUAACUGAGUUAAGUUAGCAACUUUUUUGGUUGCAAUGCAAUUUCCCAUAGGCAGCCCACUAAGUUGCUAACUGGCUAACAACGGUGCUUUUGAGAAUUUGGGCUUCAGGUUUGGAAUCGCUCAGCAUUGAUUAAACAUUGGUUGAGCGUUGGAUCAGCAUUUGCUUAAGUGCUGAAUCAGAGUCGGCUGAGCGUUGGCUGAGCUGAGAGUCGGAUCAGCGUUAGGCUCACUGCAAGGACGCUCCUCUGUUUUUGCCCCAGGCUGUAUCUACUCUGUCACGGUGAAAAUCGAUGUGAUAUGAGCAGGGGUGAGUGAAAGGGAGACGAGAAAGAGAUGGCAAACGAGCCAAGCGAGCGAACGAGAGAGUGAGUAACAGAGAACAACAUUCAGUAAAAAAUCAGUCAGUCAGUGAGUGAGAACGAUAUAGAUAGAGAAACAUAGAGAGAGCUAGUUUCCUCCCAGACGGUGGUUGCCAGGCUUUGGGAGCUGGGAGUGGAGAAGUGAGGUUAAGGGUAGGUGGCAUACCGAUUGAUGGAAGCAGUGCAGUGUAUAGGCACAGAAGAGGACAUCCCAGGUCCUGCCAUAUAUUCGUUCGCACGAAAUCCUCAUUAGCCCAAUUUUUGUCAGCCAGGUAGAGGAGUCAGUCAGUGAGGUGAGGGGUCCUGUAUUGCAGUGGUUCCCAACUCUCUUACGUGUCCCCUUUCUGUUAUAUGAGUUAUGAGUACCCCCAUAUACUCUAUAUCUCUCCCUCUAUCCCAGUAUCCCAGUGAUCCAUACGUGCUCUUGUUAUUAAAUGUACCCCCUGAAGUGGGCUGGUGUACCCCUAGUGGUACACGUGACAUACCCCUGGUUGGGAAUCACUGCUGUAUUGGAGAGACUGGGAGGUUCAGAAGGUGCUGUAAUCAUGGCAGGACUUGUGUUUCCUCUGUCCAGUUUAGUGCUGCCUGUUGCUGUGCUGUGGUUAGGUGACUUACACUGACGGCUGCAUCAUUGGUGCCAAUCAAUGCUGAACUGUACACUGAGAACAAACUAUCAUUCUCUGUCUCUGUCUGUCUGUCUGUCUGUCUGUCUGUCUGUCUGUCUGUCUGUCUGUCUGUCUCUCUGCCUCUGUAUCUCUCUCUCUCUCUCUCUCUGUUUCUCGUUCUCUUGCUCUCUCUCUGCUCUCAGCCUCUCGUCGUUCAUGACGGCCUAGAACUCAUAGAUCCUUCUAGAACUUGAAAUGCUGUGUCAGCUGUGCUGCCACUCCUGAAGGGAAGACAUUUCAAGACUAUUACUUUUAAUUGUAUCUUUGACAAAAAAAUAUAUGAGUAGUAUUUUAGUAGUAGUAUUUUUUAUUUUAUUUUUAUUUUAUUUGUUUCUUUUUUUGUUUUGCCCUUUAGCAAGAGAAUAUUUGUGUGUGCGUGUGUUGGACGUGAGGGUGGUGCGAUCGAUGGCUAUUUAUUCAUGUGUUUAUAUAAAAUGAAAUAGCUACUUUUUUAGUCAAUGACUAAUGUCUAUAUGCUGUUUUUUGCAGCUCAUUCAAUACCUUUUGUAACCAGUCUGCCUUUAUUUAAAAAGGCCCUCACCCUCACCCCUACAUAAGCCCCAACCUUGUAUCUAUGAUCAACACACACACACACACACGCACGCACGCACACACACACACGCACACACACACACACACACACAGGUCACAGUAGCUCCUUUCCCCUGUGUGAUGGUGGUGGUGUUAUUGCUGUUUUGUGCACCGGUGAGUGUUCACGAGUACAUUUCAUUAGCCCGCUCCAGACAGCGGUGUGUGUGUGUGUGUGUGUGUGUGU